Molecule: messenger RNA, 2446 nt
Organism: Neopsephotus bourkii (Bourke's parrot)
Lineage: Eukaryota; Metazoa; Chordata; Aves; Psittaciformes; Psittacidae
Gene: CORO2A
Product: coronin 2A
Exons: 11
Coding region: 1-1575 (524 amino acids)
Biological process (GO): actin filament organization
Molecular function (GO): actin filament binding
Source: RefSeq, a predicted model, not a curated record
AUGUCGUGGAACCUGCAGUACCGCACCUCCAAGUUCCGCCAUGUGUAUGGCAGACCAGCCAGUAAGGAAAAAUGCUAUGACUGCGUGCCCAUCACCCACAAUGUCCACGACAACCAGUUCUGCGCUGUAAACCCCCACUUCAUUGCGGUGGUGACUGAGUGUGUGUGCGGGGGGGCCUUUGCUGUCAUUCCCAUACACCAGACAGGCAAGCUCGACCCACAUUAUCCCAGAAUAUGGGGGCACAGAGGGAAUGUUCUGGACAUCAAGUGGAACCCAUUCAAUGACUUUGUUAUAGCUUCGUGUUCAGAAGAUGCCACAGUGAAAAUCUGGGAGAUCCCCAAGCCCUUGCUCACAAAAACCAUUACCAGUCCGAAGAAGGAACUUGUUGGGCAUGUUCGAAGAGUUGGUCUCAUUGAAUGGCAUCCCACUGCUAAUAACAUCCUCUUCAGCUCUGGGUAUGACUACAAGAUAAUGAUCUGGAACCUUGACACCACGAAGACUGUCAUCUCAAACCCAGUGAAGAUCCUCAAUGCUCACAGAGAUGUGGUCCUUUCUAUGUCAUUCAACACAGAUGGCAGUCUCCUUGCCACAGCCUGUAGGGACAGAAAGAUACGUCUGAUAGACCCUCGUGCAGGAACAGUCCUACAGGAAGCCAGCUACAACUCUCACAAAGCCAAUAAAGUCUUGUUCCUUGGAAACAUGAAAAAACUGAUCUCUACUGGAAUAUCUCGGUGGAAUAAUAGGCAAAUUGCAUUAUGGGACCAAGAUGACCUUUCUGUGCCUUUAUUGGAGGAGGAUCUGGAUGGCUCCUCUGGAAUCCUGUUUCCCUUCUACGACUCAGACACACACAUGCUUUAUGUGGUGGGAAAGGGUGAUGGAAAUAUACGGUACUACGAGAUAAGCCCUGAGAAACCAUACAUGUACUACCUGAUGGAAUAUCGUUCUCAUUUACCACAGAAGGGAAUGGGAAUGAUGCCAAAGAGAGGCCUUGAAGUGUCAGCUUGUGAAAUCUUCCGUUUCUACAAACUGAUACCUACUAAAAACAUGAUUGAGCCCAUCUCCAUGAUUGUGCCUCGACGGUCGGAGUCAUACCAGGAAGACAUCUACCCCUUGACCACAGCAGCCCAGCCAGCACUUACAGCACAAGAGUGGCUGAAUGGAAUUAACAAAGGACCUCUCUUGGUAUCCUUGAGACCAGGCUCUGGAGUUGUGAAUUCCUUACCACAGCUUCCUGAGACAGAGCCACCUGCAAAGACUGAUGACCUGAGCCAGCACCAGGGCUGGGGAGGAAGGAUGCCGCUGGAGGAUGUGCAGGAGCCAAAUGAGACUGAACAUAGAAGAAAACUUCCCAGAGUGGAGGAGAAAUUGCCAAAAAAUGAGCAAAUGUGUCUCUCCAGUAGCUUUGACAUAUUUGAGUGCCCACCACCCAAAACAGAAAAUGAGCUUUUGCAGAUGUUUUACCGACAACAGGAAGAAAUCCGUAGACUACGUGAGCUGGUAAACCAGAGAGAUGUUCAAAUUAAACAGAUGAAGCUGGAAAGUGGAAACUUCUCUAUGGACACAGACAGUUACUGAGGGUGCUGGCCUCCAGCUCUUGGCACCCCUGGCAACUGCAGCAGAAUCCUGUUUCUGUGGAUGACUACUCCUAGUGUUUUUGCUGGGGGGAAAACGAUGCGUCAGGCAGCAUGGACUUCCCUGGCUUGUGGUGGUUGUAUUUCCCUAAUCAUCACCAAACAGUUACUGAUGGAAUUGCUGUGCUUCUCCAGGCUCCCCUUGCUCGCAAGCUCACUUGUGUCAGAAGCUCAUGCAUUAAUGCUAGUGAGAGACUUCGGAAAAUCUUGCUCUUUGGAUCCUGGAGAUCCUCUAGGAACAACCUGUAUUGCUGUUCCUCCACAUGACAUCAAGAUGGGACGCUGAAGGCAGCUACCAGCUUCUUUUCCCACUCCUGGACUCAGCAGUGUGGCUCCUGUGGCUGCUGUCCUCCUCCCCUGGGAGACCACUCUGCAACUGAGCUUCACAGGCACCUCUAGCCCCCAAGUGAUCCUCAAGCACCACAGUUGCCUCAUGGCUUGGCCCUAAACCUGGGUGGCUGGGCAAAGCAAUAGCUGCCCUUACUUGGAGAUAGUCCUGCUCUAAGCGGGAGGCUGCACUGGGGCUCGCGCGUGCUGGCACUUUUGUGAUAGAUAAAGGAGAGUUGAUGUUUGAAGGUUCUACUGUUAAAAGGGUGGUGGUGUGGGCUGAUUGUCACCAGAAAAGCUUCAGGUGCAGCAGAGGUCUCUGGGUCCUUUGAGUCAGUGGCUUUCUGUCCCUCCUUCUGCCAAAUACCAGUGACAGUCAGCUGGGGGCCCAUGAUGCUGCAGUGGUCAUCAGGCAAAUUAGAACAACAUUUAAAGCUGCAGUGUUGAGCACACUUGCUCAAAGGUCUGGUGUCAGCUACACGAGGAGC